Mya arenaria is the source of this 2551-nucleotide messenger RNA. RefSeq lists its product as uncharacterized. Bases 16 to 1161 code for a protein of 381 amino acids. The transcript has 6 exons. The record is from RefSeq and is a predicted model, not a curated record. NCBI's taxonomy places the organism in Eukaryota, Metazoa, Mollusca, Bivalvia, Myida, Myidae.
UGAGUCAAAAUAUUCAUGUGUUCGCUGCAAGUUUACAUUCCGCUUCUGCUUGAUUUAACAAGAGUUAACCACAAAUAUUUGUCACACGACCUGCGUUCCGCCAGAAGGAAUAAAAUUCGAGAAGGUAGAGAUACUCAGCACACAAGUUACUGGACUGUUCACUUAGAGAUUUGGACCUUCGGAAGUUUAAGAAAAACGACAACUUCGCAGCAGCGUCAAAGAAAGAAGGAUUUACAAAAAGAAACUAUGGAGCUUGACGAGAUCAUAGCGUAUAAACUCAAGACAGCAACAUAUGUAAUCGAGCUGGACGUGUUUUCUGGACAGCCAAAUCCGAUUAUCGAAGUCAGUGAGGAUAAGAGACAAGAUAUAAAGAUUUUUGAUAACCACAGAACCUUUCAGUCAUCAGGAUUGGCGAGUACGCCCGGAUACAGGGGAUUUAUUGUCCACAAACGAACUUCGCAUAAGCGGGCAACUCUAGAGAUUAUCAAACUGACUGUUGGAAAGGGUAAAAGCGCUUAUCUGGAGAGCAAACUCCUGCGUAUGUUUCCCGGUUCCGGUUCCGGUCCCGUUUCUAGACAAGUAUAUACUCACGUGGAGCAGUGGAUUGAUGUAUGUACACACUUGGAGAUGUCAAAAACAAGUGCGAAUAGUAAAGAAAAAAAAGGAAAAGGCGAUCCUACGCAGUUGUACCAGCUACCGGACUACAAUCCUGAUUUGUGGAACACCAGUGCAAUUACCCGUCUGAAGAACAGCACCUACAAUUAUGCAACGAAUAUUCAAACGAAUACAUUCUCGAAACCAGGGCGUGGUAAUGGUGUUAUUAAUUGGGGCACAACACAACAUAUCUUAGAUGGAUGCAAUGCUGACGGUUUGAAGGAACGCACUGACGGAGAACUGCCUAGCGAGAGAGAGAACACUGGAGCUAUUGCCCUGGCUGUUUGGUAUGCCGAUGACAGUAAAGUAGAGUUCACUAAUCAGAUCAGUGACUUCAUCUUUUACCGACAAGAUUCGGAUAUGAUGUGGUCUUAUAAGUCAGGCCAAAAAAGUGUCACCAAUAGGGAUGGCGAUGGAAAAUUGAUAUCCAAUCCGAGCAAAGCUGCUCUUCAUCCGUUUCGAUUUGUCUGCUACUUUGGCAACAAUUCUUCUGUCCAUAUUUGUUAACUGGCGUGAGAACAUGAUUGUUUCCGCCUGUUCCGGUCACACAAAGCUAGUUAUAUUGGUUGUAUCCACAUGCACAUGUACAUUGCUAAAAGUUUGCGAACAAUCAUGGAAAUAACCUCAGACAUUUUCAAAAUAUAUAUAUUCAUAUAUUAGGUGAUCGCAAGUCAGAAUGAGAAAAAAAAUAUCAAUAUCACAUGCAGUCAUAACGGCCUUUGCUGCAUUGACCAUACUAAAUCAUCAAUUAUGAUUUAAAAAACAUCCAAAACAAGAGUUGCAAUAUUACUUUAAUUGCAUUUCUUCUUGCAUAAAAUUACAGGUUUCUUUACAAAUUAUAAUAUUAAAUUGUUUAAUUUUUGGAAGAAGAACGUAAUUUUGGGAUCUUUUGAACUUUCCUGGCUUUAAUGCUACAAGUUAUAUCAUUAAAGCAUCUUGCCACAGGAUAUUGUACUGCUUUUGCUUAUGUUUUUGAAUUAAUGGCGGAUUAUACCAUAAAUGGAGAUGUUGUCCUGACUGUACUUGAUAUAUUAUUUGUAUUGUGGUAUCCUGUGUUUAAACAAGCUUUUCGUUCUAUCGAGUGAUUAACAUUAAGGUUAAAUGUUGAUGCCUGGUGACCCCAUUUAACGUUGGCAUCAUUUCAAAUGGUAGUAUCUUAUAUGUACAAUUAAUGAAUGAAUGAAAUUUCAUUGUGGUAAUUUGUACGUUUGUUCUUAAUUUCAAUUGACCUAACCAGGGAUAGUUUGCAAUCUUUAAAGGCCAAACAGUACUGAAAAUUAAUUUUGGUAUAUAAUUUUAGCUCUCUUCACUUAAAAGCCUUCCAAAUGAUUUUACAAUAAUAAUGUGUCACCCGGCAUCUCGAAUGCGCCUACCCAUGCAUCGUAAACCUUCAAUUGUGCUCCACAUGCAGUAUCUUAUAUUACUAUUUUGUAUCAUGUUUUUAGUUAUUUAGUUGUUUUCUUGUGUAUUCUAUGAUCUUGUAACUUGUACUGCAAUAAGUUGUAUAUCUUUAAUCUGCAUGCACAGCCAAACAAUUAUACAAAUUGAAACUUGAUUUCUGUCUAAAAAGGCGCAAUAACAUAACGCGCUCACUAAGAAUCAUUGAUCAUUUAAUGUUCAUUUUGAAAAGGUCCAUGCAUAAUAUGGACGGUCGACCAUUUGGUUAAUAACCUUUUAAUUGAAUGCAAAAAUGUUGUUGCCGUACGAAUCAAGAUCACCUUUAUAAGAUAUAUUCAGCAUAUUUUGAUAAUCAAGUUCAAACCAUUUACAAUAUGUAAAACACUCUUUUAUUUUUAAUAUAUUGUAUUCCUUCUAAACAACGUUUGUGAAUGAUGAUUGAUUGUUGAAGUCUAAUAUGUAAUCAGAGCUUGCGAAAUAAAGACUCUUCAAAAAUGUU